GAAUGUGUUUUGUUUUUAAUUUAAUUUAUUUUUAAUAAAUAACAUGUCAUUAACUUAUUUCUAAAUAAAAAUGUCUAUACCGCUAUAAAGUAUUCGUCAAAUAUGCACAACACUCGAUAUUUUUUAAUGGUAAGCUUUGCGUGGCCACUAGUGUAUUUAUAAGAAGCCUAAUUUAAUAUAUAGAGUAUUUCAGGUGUAAGCCGAAUUAAAAUACCACAUGUAUGGACCAAUCUACUCGUACAUACAUAGCUUAACUUUACUGGUAGAAAGUGGGAAAUCAAUGUAUCGAGUUCAAAGUCAGAUUGAAAGCUAAACUGAAUAUACUAUACUUGUAUUAAGGAUAGGGGAAAAUGUAUUCUAACGGUCAGAAGCACACAGGACUAUAUUUCUAUUGCACUAAUAUAUGAGACCUAAUGUCAGCCAGGAGUGCAUAAAUGACAAUUAUUCCAUUACAACGCAAACAAAAAUUGUCUCAAAAUUUCUACAAUUAAUAAUCGAGAAGUAUAAAUUAUACACAACUUUCCUGACAAAUUUUAUGAAAUCUUGUCCUUUAAUUAGAGAUAAUUUGAACGAAAUAUUACCACAAUAGUGUCCGUGUCCGAUUAGACGAAAUGCUUUUGUAUGAAAAUAAUAGUGAAAGCGUUGUGUUCAUAAAAUUUGUCCAGUUGUAGGAGACGUCCGGCUGUGAGUACUGUUCGUAAUAGGGAAUUUCACUGUACAUAUGUAUAUGAGCUAUUCAAGCCCACUUUUCGAUGACGUAUGCCAAAUAUUAACGUGCAUACGUAUUUAUUUAUUUUACAACAAGGCUUAAUAUUUUUAUUUUAAUUUUACGGAUACUGUUUGUUAACACAAUGUAUUGAAAAUUGAUCGUACCGGCAUGCAAAUAAUUAUUUAUACAAACAUAUAUAUAUAUAUGUGGGAUUGACAGAUGAACAUGGGACAACAAGAAGUGAAUGGGCCUUUUAACGAUUGACGUUCUUCUUCUUCUCCUUUACUGGCAUAGACAUCGCUUAUACGAUUAUAGCCGAGUGAAGGGUUUUCGUCCAUACGUACGACAUGACCUAGCCAGCGUAGCUGCUGUCACUUAAUUCGAUAAACUAUGUCAAUGUGCUCGGAUAUCUCAUACAGCUCAUCGUUCCAUUGAACACGAUAUUCGCCGUGGCCAACGGCCAAAGGACUAUAAAUCUUUCGCAGAAUUUUUCUCUCGAAAAAGUCUCAACUGUUGUCAUCGUCCAUGCCUGGGUUCCGGGCCAGGGCGAAAUCGCAGGUAAUUGCAAAGCUGGUGCGCUGGCAAGGAAAGGUAUCCUAGAAUCAUUAUCGAUAGAAUUGGAACGGGUUAGUGCUCCCGCAUCCUCUCGUGUUCUACUACUGAAUAGCUGGGCCUAGCGGAUGCUUCGCCAACGCUAGACCAUUAUUGGUACUGGCGCAGUCGCAAAAGCCUUUUGGCCCAAGAUUGAUCGCAGGGGAUCUAGCGAUCUCUUUGUCCUCAGUAAGGCUAGCCUCUCCCAAGUUGUGGGGCUUUUAACGGGCCAUUACCUUAUUAGCGUACAAGCUGUAAGAUUCGGAAUCUUAUCAGACGCCGUCUGCAGAAGCUAUUUGGAAGAAGAUGCAGUAGAAACAACUCAGUACUUCCUUCUUGACUGUCCCGCGUUUGGGAGGUCAAGAUUUAGACACUUAGGAGCGCAUACCUUCAGACAUCCCACCGAACUGUCGGGUGUUGAAAUUAAGCACCUUUGCAAAUUUGUAUUGGCUACUAAGCGUUUGGCCAAUCUGUAAGUCCGAACACAGGAGUUCUUAUAUUCAAUGGCUUCGCAAAGGACUACAUUUAUCAGUCCACGUGCCAUCUUUGACCUGCCAUCUUACCUAACCAUGCCUUACUUACGAAUAUAAUAACAUAAGGACGAAGAUUAUGACGGACGGUAGGGCGAAUGUCGACGAGCAGACAGUCGUUUUCUGGUCGUCAAACUGAAAAUAUUCUGUUUUACGAGGGCUGCUAUAUAUAUUUCUGGCCUAGGAAAAACUAAGUGUUGCCAAGUGCAUUCUGGUUGUUCGUGGAAAAAGCACUUCGAAGCAAAUGGUCGCCUGUUUCUUCGGCAAAACUGGUCAUGUGGCGACUGUUCCUCUUGAGCAACGUAGGAUGGCCAAUUCUGAGUGGUACACCACCAUUUGUUUGCCUGAAGUCUUCGGAGAAAUUCGAAAAACGAACAAGAGAAGACGAAUCAUUGUGCACCAUGGCAAUGCGAGCUCUCCCACAUCGGUUCAAACCAGCGCCUUUUUGACCGGCCAAAACGUCGAAUUGAUGGGUCAUCCGCCAUACAGCCCUGACUUGACACCCAAUGACUUCUUUUUAUUCCCACACAUCAAGAAAAUAAUGCGUGGUCAACGAUUUUCGUCGCCAGAAGAUGCUGUUGAAGCAUUCAAAAACCAUGUUUUGGAGGUGUCUCAAUCGGAGUGGAAAAAGUGCUUCGAAAAUUAGUUUGAGCGCAUUCAAAAGUGUAUAAAUCUUGAUGGAGAAUAUUUUGAAAAACAAUAAAACCAUUUUCGUUGAUAAAUAUUCCUAUUUUCAUUAUUAGGCUAGAAAUAUAUAUAGCAGCCAUCGUAGUAUCGUUUUUAAACAUUACUAAAUUUGAUUGAAACUAAUGUCUAAAAGUUAAAAUAAACCUACAUUUGGGAGCUCGUCCAGGAUUGAAUUUAUAUCAACCGGAGAAAUUAUGCUGUAAUUUUCAAUAUUGUAGCCGCUUUCGUAAUAUAUACAUACUAUGAAGAAACAUUUGUGCUGUAACAACACGAUUUUCUUAAUCGAAAAAGUAUUCAGUGGUAUCAACCUACGAACAUAAGUUAAAGACGGAGAAGACGGAAACUCUAAUAAGAAGAAGUUGAGGUAAAGUAGUUAAACAAAAGCAUACGUGAAAUUACAAGAACACAAAAUAAGAGGCAAACAAAGAGGGUAACACGAAGUUUAAGGUAAAAAAGUUCGUUGUAGAAAUUAACCUAGACAAAGAAAGUAAGACAAAAUGAAUAUUAAAGAAUAUCAAAAAUCUGACUAUUGAGCUAAUAUACUAGUUUGAUCAAAUUAAAAGGUGAAAUUUCAAUUUAUACUUCAUGUGUUUUGAGAAUCGGUAAUUUUUUUCUGUACGUUGGUAAUACUGUUAGUUACAUCUAUGCUUAAUUUCACGUCAAAAUAUUUAUUAGUAUUUGUGAUACGCGUCGUUUUCUGAGGCUAUAAAAGUGAUUUCUUCGCUUUUUAGGAUGUACCAUCUCAUACUGCAUUGGUUAUUCGCGAUAAUUUCGCCACAUUUUCAACUAAUAUCGUGUCGCAAAUUCGUUGGAAUAAAUGUAUUUCAGCGGGAAGGAUUACUUUGAAGAAGAUGAAAUGGACAAAAUCACAGUAGAACUCGUUUGAAGUUGCAAAUUUGCGGCAAUGACUUUCAGCAAUAAUAAAAAAGGGAACAAUGCAAAGAAUCAUUAUAUUAAUCAAAUUUAUAGUUCGUGCUUACGAGGGAUGGCCUUAGCAUUAAAAUAUAGAAAGGAUUCUCAGCCGAUAACCUACUUUUCUGCUCAUUCUCCAUCACUUUCUAUAUUAAUGCAAAGUAAAACAACGGUGUUGCGGAUUUGGACAAUCAGCAUACUCUUUGCUGUCAUUUGCCCAUUACAUUUAGUUCAUUGCACCGAUCCCAAAUUUGAUUCAUCGACAAGAAUGCGACUUGUUUUAGUACCGGCGGAUGCGCAAGUUGGAACUGUGAUUUAUCGAAUACGUGCCACGGACGAAGAGUUUGACUAUCCACUUACCUUUGAACUUAUAGGCGAUUCUGCAUCAGCUACUGUUAAAAUUGAUUCGCUUCCAUGUACUAAAUACAAUUCCGUUUGCCAAGCAAAUGUUGUGUUACAGCGACGCUUAGAACCGGGGCGCUACUAUGACUUCCAGGUAUCCGUAAAGGACACAAAAGGAGGAAUGGCUAGCCAAUUGUGUUCUAUUACUGCUACUAAUUUCACAACACCACAUGACCUCAUAUUUCCGCACAAGCCGGGGAUAAUAAUGAUUCCAGAGGAUGCAAAGCGUGGAACAGAAUUGGAUUAUGUAAUUGCUCGCAAAAAUCCGCUUUUUCAAAAACCAGUUUACCUUGAGUUAUGGGGCUCUCAACUUUUUGCCAUAAGACAAAAAAUUGUUUCAGCAGAAACUACAGAAGGUACAGUGUUUUUGCUAGGACCACUUGACUUCGAAAAACAAGCUAUGUACCAUUUAACCAUAUUGGCUAAUGAUGCUUACGCUGAACCCGGCCAAGACAACCGCAACAUUGCUGGACUCGAACUAGUAGUGAUUGUUCAAGACGUACAAGAUCAGCCACCUGUAUUUACAUCAGCAUCACCUGUGACUAAGCUAACAGCUGGUAUUAUCCCAGGCGAUAAGAUUCUCCAAGUACAUGCCGAAGAUGGUGACAAAGGAAGACCUCGUGAAGUUCGAUAUGGUCUUGUUUCCGAAGGAAAUCCCUUUACUUCUUUUUUUGACAUAAACGAUACAAGUGGCGAAAUAUUUUUGAUGCGGCCACUGGAGGAAAUCGCAGCUAUCACUCAUGUUGGAGAUCCUGUUUUACUCACCGUGAUUGCUGAAGAAGUUAAAGUUGGACGUGAUGAGCCCCCAUCUAUGGCUUCAACAGUACAAUUGGCUUUGUUUUUACCAGAACGGACAAAUUCUGCACCUUAUUUCGAGAAUGAUCACUACGUUUCAAGAAUUGAUGAAAAUGCCCCGCAAGGUACUGCCCUUACAUUUGCCGACCCAUAUGUUUCUCGUGUUUAUGACGAUGAUAUCGGUAAAAAUGGAGUGUUUUCAUUGACUUUACUCAAUAAUAACGGAACAUUUGAAAUUUCCCCGAAUGUUGCUGAACGGAGCACUUCAUUUCUCAUACGCGUACGAGAUAAUAUUCUCUUAGACUAUGAAGAACGUCAUUUUGUGCAAUUUCAAAUAUUAGCUCAAGAAUUGGGACCAUCUACAAAUCUUUCAACUACUGUCAAUGUCAAUGUAUAUAUAAAUGAUGUUAACGAUAACCCACCCAUAUUUGAGCAAUCUAUGUACACUGUUGAGCUGCCAGAAAAUAUGACUGCCGGAACAAAAGUUAUCCAAGUUAAAGCUACCGAUAUAGACACGGCUGAUUUAAGUGGACGUGUACGAUACACAGCUAUUUUGGGUUAUUUAAACACGUCAUUAAAUUUAAACGCGGACUCAGGACUUAUCACAGUUUCCACUAAUAAUCACGGGUUCGAUCGUGAAGUAAUGCCCGAAUAUCAUUUAUACGUAGAAGCACGGGACAAUGAUGGUAGAGGUAAUCGUGCCCAAGUGCCAUUGAUUAUAAAAAUUAUAGAUAUCAAUGAUGAAACUCCAAUUUUUGAAAAAGAGUUGUACGAAUUUAUACUAUCUCCAGACUUGAAAUCCUUCACCUCUGUAGCCAUUAUUCACGCCAUAGAUAAGGAUGCAACAUCACCUAACAACGAAGUGCGAUAUGAAAUAGUUAAUGGAAACUACGAAAAUAAAUUCACUUUGGAUAAAAUAACUGGCGAGCUAACUGUGCGAGGGAGAAUUACAUUUCCAAUAAAAGCACGAAGAAAGCGCCAAAUAUUAUCUCACAUUGAUGAGGAUAUGUUGUUUCUAACAGCGCGAGCAUAUGAUUUAGGGGUACCUGUACGUUUUAGCAUCACAAACAUUCGUAUAUAUCCGCCAGAAAGUCGAACACGAACUGUAACUUUUGUAGUUCCAGGUGAAAGUCCUGAUAAAGUUAAAACAGAAGAAACACUUUCUACCAUAACAGGAGGAAAAGUAAUAAUACAUGAUAUUAGACCUUUACAACCAGACGAACCCGGUGCCAAAACAAUUACCGGGGACAACACGGAUACGAUGAGAAGAAGUGUCGUAACAGCUACCGUUCUUUAUGAUAGCAAUUCGGUUGUAGAUAUAUCGCAGAUACAGCAACGUUUAUCGCAACACAAUAGUUCCUAUGCGAUAAUGAAUGGUAGCGAUCCAGUAGCGACAGACAUUAUUACUCCUUUACAGACUCUAUACAAAGCCGAAAAUAAAUUACUGUUCUGGCUGCUUAUAUUUUUAGCAACUUUAGUCGCGUUAACAAUUCUCAUACUUUUGCUAUGUUGCAUUUGUUCGUGGUGCCCAUUAUAUGGAACCGCAAGCAAGAGAAUAGUUAAUAUCAUUAAAACUGAAGACGAUGUUCACCUAGUGCAUAGGGAAAUGGCAAAUGGAAAACAAGCAAAAUCUGUUCAGGUCGCUGAAUGGAUGGGACGCCGAGAGGCCUGGUCCGCCGAGAAACCAACAGAUUCGCGAACGAGACCAACACGCUGGGAGUUUCACAAUGGACGCGACCACUUUAACGAAAACGACGUUCAGGCAGCGUUGAACAACAAUGAGGGAAAUCGCCGUAAGCGUUCAGCAGAAGAGCAACGAAGGAACAACCGCACAGCCAAAGAUGAUAUAUUUUACAAUUCUAGAACCAACUUAAUAAAUGAUAAAGACGUUUAUAUAGAAGAUGUAGGAGAUGAGAGGCAACUAACAAUAACAGAACAAGAUCAUUUUCAGCGAAGCAAAGAAGUACAAAAAGCAUCAAAACAUCUCCAAGGAAUUGACAACGAAAUCAAACAAGUUGAUGAAGAUUCUGUACGUCGCCAUGAAAUUGCACGCGGCAGUGAUAUUGAAUAUAACAUAGCUCGAAGCAGUUUAAGAAAUAAACGGGAAUUUUUCAUCAAAGACGGAAAUAUUGAAAUACUGCAACUUAUGACUAGAGGCAGAACUGAUGAGGAUGUUGCAGUAGUGGAUGAUGAAAAUAACAUUUAUGUAAAUUUGCCAAUGAAAUCAGCGACUGUCUCUCAGCCGCAAUUGGUAAUGUUGGAUAAUAGUGGAAAAGAAAUUUUAAUGCGCCGUUUUAUUGAGGAACAGCCUGAUGGUAAACAGAUAAUACGUGAGCAUUACCAAAUAGUUCCUGGUGCCACUUAUAUACAGUCUUUGCCAAAUGAAAUUGACCACAACCACUCCAUUUUGAAGGGAGAAACAUUCGCUACCUGCAAAUCGGGUCCGAAUAGUAUAGUUUAUUCACAAACCGAGCCUGAAGUAAAGGUAAUACAUACACAGCCUAGUCAAGGUGUGAUGCAGUUGCAAACUGAGGGUUUCAUAAGUCACAUCCAGCCAUCAAUAUCAAAUCAAUCAUUAACACAAGAGCUUGAAUAUUCUUUAAAGCAACAAAAUAUACUACUGCGUCAAAUAUUAAUGGAGAAAGAAAAACUAGAAGCCAACGGUGCACAGCCAGAAGUUGUAUUAGAAACACAAAGCCUUCCAGGUCACUCUGUGGCGAUUGCAACACAAACGGAAUGUGAGGUGUGUACACAGACAGACAAUAAUAUUGAAUUUCCUGAAAAAACGUCUGUAUAUGUGCAAGGAAGGCCAACACGACCCAAAGCUCGCAGCGAAAAUGACGAUUCCUUGACCGAAGAUGAAUAUGAGUAUGUACAAUAUAGUCCUCCAGAAAGUACAGUAGGUCGAUUCUGGAUAAAACGUAAGAAACAAAAAAGGCGUAGUAAAUAUCGCAAUAGUAUACAUCCCAGAAAGAGAAUUGUUAUGGUAGAAGAAGUUAAAAGAAAAAUACGUACGCCCAUUAAGGAGGAAGAUGAUGAGGUAUUCGAGUCGAAUAAACGUAUUCCACCCAAAAAACCUCUACGUAAACAUGCUGAAACAAAAACCAGUGCUCUUAGAGGUAAGAACUAUAUAGAAAGGCAGAAUAAUAGUAAUUCAAUACAACGAAAAAGUCCCACAGUGAGUCCCGAAACUUUAAUAAUGGCUAACUCCUUAGGUGAUAGAAGUAGAACUCCAGAUCAUUAUCGAACAAUGGGAGUUGACGAAUUCGAAUACUAUUCAACAGACAACAACGAAGUCGAUAACUGUGACUAUAAUAAUGAAAAUGAUUAUUCCAAUGAUUCUGAAGCUGAGGAAAUUAUUGUUAAAAGAAAUAUAUUAACACCCCAUCAUUCGGAACAAAAACAUUCUGAUAUAGAUAUUAAUGAUAAAACUUUCUGUAAAAUACACUUAAAAGACGAGCGAUCUACUCAUAAAAUGCCGGAAGCCAAUGCCAGAGAGUCACGUAGGCCAACGUUAAAAGGACGGCAUCGGUCGCAAAGUUCAUUGGAAAUUCUACACCGUCGAAUGGAUAACGAAAAACACAUGUUUUCAUUGGCUAAGACAAAUCAUGCAGCUAAAGAGCGUGUUUAUCAAAGUGCAACCAAUUUGAAUCAUCAGAACGAUCAAUAUGAUGACGGGAAAAUUACUGAUAAAUCUGUUCCAAAAUACAUGGAGUGGUAUUAUGGCAAAUCAAAAAAUUUAAAUACCAAGCCUGGGUCCGAUACUUUGACAUUGACUGUUUCAAAGAGAAAAAGAAGUGUAACGAAAACACGUUUAAGCUCAAAUGCCGAUUCUAUUCCUUCUGAAGAUGGAAAAAGUAGACCCGAACCUGCACCAAGAAAAUCCCCUCAAAAAAAUACCAGACUCUUGAAAGAAGAUAUUGUAAUGAAUAAACAGCAUAAUCCAAAAAUUGAGGCUGGUUCUAGCCAUCCACUUUUACAACAUUCAGAGCAUAGAUUUGAGCGCGAAAACGCGCCGGAGGUCCCUUUACCACCAACAAAAUUACCACAUUACAUGUAUCCCGAGACUCCGCCAUUUGUUGUUUCUAAGAUGGCGAAAGUAAAACCUAAACCGUCGCCUAUUAAAGAGAAUGAAGUCAAAGUUACAACAUCGAAAAUUAACCCAAAUCCAAAUUCUGUCCACUCGAAUCCAAAAAUUAUUACGCACCAACUCUCUCAAAAACAACUUAAUGUAUCUACAUUAGAAGAUGAUCACGAUUCCGGAAUUGCAAUGAAUUCUUUGCUAAAUAAUACGGGUCGGAGAAAUCCUAUUGCAGAUAAAAAAAGUGUAUUUUCAAUUGCAUACGAUGAUGUUAGCCGAGUGAAGAAAAUUACAUCGGGAGGAGAAUCACCACAAUAUUCAUAGAAAUCGCGGAUGACCACAAAAAUAGUACACAAAUAUUUAUAUAGGAAAAUUAAAAUAAACUCGGUACUACUGUAUGUGUGAUACUCUCCGUUCUUCAUUUUACGUAUACCAUAGUUGAAAUGCAAUGAAGUAAUCAUUUAUGGUUUAACUCGAUAAUGUAUGAUGUUGAAAUUUUGAAAGCAAAAAUUGUUUUUUCUUUAUUGCUCACUUCUUUCUGAUAUUAAACUUUUUACGUUCCUAUGGUCAAUGAAAAUGGUGACAAACCCAACAUUAAUUAAUAAAAUUAAAUACCCAAAUAUAUAAUUUGAUUAGUGUAUAUACUUAUAGCAGAUACAUAUUACCAUACAUAAAAUAUUUUUAAAGAAAAGAGAUUACAAAUAUGUGUAUUUGCAAAUCGCUCUCGAUAUUUAUUGUAAAUAGUAAAAUCUGCAAUAUGAUCCUUACAAAAAAACUUUAUUUAUUUAUAGAUUCAUAAAACGGAAGUUUAACUUUUAUAAAUUAUGAUUUGAAAUGAUAUUUAGAAGACAAUAUUAUUAUUGUAAAUUAACAUUUUGUACUAUUUCUAAACAAAUAUACUAUACAUAUAUAGAUAGUGCAUUUAGAGAUAAAUAUGUGAGUGCACUCUAUUAUGGGAAUAUAGUUACUACAUAUGUAAGUAUGUUUGAAUUAUGACUAAUAAAAUGGAUCAAUCCGAGAACACUUUACAACCGCAUUUACAUAUUACUUAUAUGAUCAGUAUUUACGGAAAUUAGUUGUACGAGUAUACCUUGAAGUAAAAAGUGAAUAAAUUGUAAGAUUAAGUUAAGAAAUAUAUAAUAUAUAUACAUUAUCGAUACAAGUAUAUACACACAUAAUACGUAAAAGCUUGUAUACUAGUUCUAAGCUCUUAAUAUCAGUUAUUAUUUCAAGAAUAUAUCGUCACCUGAAAUGCAAAAUAACGUAACAUCACUUUUCGUAGGUUUACAGGAGAAGCAAAAAACCGCAUAAAAAGAAAACCACUAGAGAUAUUGAAACAAAAUUUGCAAAUCUGAAUUAACAUGAAACUAUAAGUAUAUUUUAGAAAAACAAUAAAGAAAAAAUAAGCAAAUUUUAUAGAUGAGGGCGCAUACCUAUAUCCCACCGAACUGGCGGGAAGCGUUUUGUUAAUUUAUAAGUUCGAACACAGGAGUUCUUCUUUUCUAUGGCCUCACAAAGGGCUACAUACAUAUAUGUAUAUUAGGGUGCGCCAUUCUGAGGCAACCUUUUUUUUUCAACUGAAAAACAGGCUCAAAACUUUCGAAAAUGUGUAAAAAAAAGUCACUCAAUAGAUGAGCUUCUAAUAUUAAUAUUAAGAGGUGCAUAUUUCAAAUUUUCUGUUUUCCAUAUAAAUUACAUAGAAAAAAAAUCAUUUUUUUUUCUUGUGGUGGUUAUUGUGCGGAGGUUUUAUAUGUGCCCCGAUGGCUGCCAGUAGGGAUGGUUAACUCGAUCCCGAUUCUACUCGCGAAUCGAGUUUUCUCGUAAAAUAAUCGAUUUUUCGGAAUCAAUCUCCAGUAGUCGAAGUCGAUUAAAAUCAAGUUAGAUCGAGUUUACCAUCCCUACUGGCAGCUAUCGGGGCGCAUAUAAAACCUCCGCACAAUAACCACCACAAAAAAAAUGAUUUUUUUCCUAUGUAAUUUAUAUGGAAAACAGAAAAUUUGAAAUAGGCACCUCUUAAUAUUAAUAUUAGGAGCUCAUCUUUUGAGUGACUUUUUUUAACACAUUUUCGAAAGUUUUGAGCCUAUUUUUCAGUUGAAAAAAAAGGUUGCCUCAGAAAGACACACCCUAAUGUAUAUAGUAGUCCACGUCCGAUCAACCAUGUAGCUUAAACUAACCAAAGCACAUUGAACUUAAUCACUAAAAAUAAACAUAAACAAUAAAUGAAGGCUAACUUCGAUAUAGAAAAAAAACAAACACUCUGUUAUAUUAUAUUUACAUACAUACAUGAGUGAUGAUACGUUAUUUUGUUUAACGAAAUCAAGCAGUUGAUGAUACGUUUUUUUGAAUUUUUAAUAUAGCUUGGGUAUAUGAUGUGGUGAAUCGUAUUCAGUAAAAAACUCAAUUUUGAAUUUUUUGAUGAUACGUUAUUUUGCAUUUCAGGUGACGAUAUAAACAUUUUUUUUUUAAUAUUUACACUUUCAAAUUUUUUUCGUUCGUAAAUGUAUCUUUCAUAAAAAACAUAUUGUAAGACACCGCUAAUAUUCAAAAACUCUUUUUUUUACGUAUCCACAAUGUUGAAAUGUCUAUAAUUUUAACCAAGUGUGUUGGAUAUAAUUUCUUUCAUUAUUAUUUUAAUCAAAUAAAAACAAUUUUAGAAAUAAUCUAUCAGUAAUUUACAUAUUUAGUGCACAUUUAUCCAAUUAAAAGUUAAAUGAUAAUUGUCCAUUACCAACGAUCUGAUAGAAAGAUACUCCUUAAUAUUUAUAGUAUUGAAAUGUACAAGGUUCUUUGUAUAAUAUAUAAAUCCUGCCAUACCAUCUUGUCAGACGUAUUAACACAAAAAUAAAAAGAUUAUAAAUAUCAUCACCAAUAAA
Molecule: messenger RNA, 11580 nt
Organism: Bactrocera dorsalis (oriental fruit fly)
Lineage: Eukaryota; Metazoa; Arthropoda; Insecta; Diptera; Tephritidae
Gene: Cad86C
Product: cadherin-86C
Exons: 12
Coding region: 3422-9031 (1869 amino acids)
Biological process (GO): calcium-dependent cell-cell adhesion; multicellular organism development; homophilic cell-cell adhesion
Cellular component (GO): adherens junction; plasma membrane; catenin complex
Molecular function (GO): calcium ion binding; cadherin binding
Source: RefSeq, a predicted model, not a curated record